ACCACAGUUAAUUCUAGUGGCCUCCUGGUCUUCGAGGUUUGAUCCUUCGAAGCAAAAACCCUUGCAGUGCAAGUGAGAGUUCGCGUCAGAAAAGAAUGGAGGAACUCCGCACGCUACAGAGGGUGCAGAGUAUGCUUUUCGCCAUUGAAGCCGCGGGCCUUUCCACCAAUGAUCGAGAUUCUGAUCGAUUCAUCGCUAAUUUCGUUCUAUUCAUGGGACAACAACGUGGGGCACUGGAUAUGCAGAAGAGACGUGAUCUCAUUUAUGGACAUCUUAAUAAGGUUUCAGCGUCGACCCUUGAUGUGCUACUACAAACGGUAAUUAAUGAUGGAUUAAAUGCGGUUCAGAAUGCAGGGAGUCACUCAGAAUGUCUAUCCCAGCAUGAUUUUGAAGGCGUUUCCUAUGUUCAGAUAAUACAAACUGAAUUUGAAGAUGAAGCUGUUAUUAAAAUUGGUGCAAUGCAAAGAGCCAAUUCCACGAUUGAGGAUUUUUGCUGUUCUUAUUUUAUGUUUCAUGGAAUGGAUGCAACCAUAUCACAGUCAAUUUUUAUGUUUCUCCCUGUUUUAUAUUUUGCAGAGAGCUAUAUAUAUCAGCUAGAUACAUUGAACGAGAACGAGCUACUUCGAUCAGCAGAUGAUACUUCAGAGAAUUCUUGCCAUAAAUGGUCAUCUCGUAAUCCCUUUGAACCACUUGUUCAUCUUCUUCAACAGCAGGGACUAAUGACAGAGAGAAUACAGAACGAACUCAACCUUGGUGUUGAAUAUUGGAAACUAGAAAGGAAACUUUGUGAUGGAUUAACAAAGAAGAAUACAACGAUUGGAAUUGAAGAUGUAAUGAGAGCAAUUCAUCUGAAGUCAUUUGAUUAUAGAGUUUUGAAUCUUUUGUUAUAUCAGCUAAGAGGUCAACCGGUCAAUGAAUUGCACAUGGAGUUCCUUUCAGUUUCAGAAUUCCUAGUUGAGGUUUCAGAUGACUUGUAUGACUAUGAGGAAGAUGUAAUUGACAACACUUUCAACAUCUUACGAAUGUUCGUUGGAAUAUAUGGACCUUCGAAGGCCCCGGUUAUGCUGGCAAAAUGCAUUACUGAGGCUGAAGAGAACUAUGAUCGUUUGUCAAGGGCCCUUGAUCCAGAACUCUGCUUAAACUAUUGGAGAAGAUGUGAAGAAGCCACCAGACAAGGAUGUUCAAAUUUGAAGCAUGGUGUUGGAAAAUGGACCAUUCCUUCAAUUAUUGUGGACGAGGAAUCAUUCAGAUUGCAGGCCUUUGCUGAAAAUAAUGGCAGAUGUGCCUCUUUUGUUUUUUAAUGUCAAAAGACUCGAGAGUGGCAAUGCUGCCAAAAUGGAUGCCAAACUGCUGAAUGCAUGAAAUAAGGUAAGGUCUGAAAGCGUUUUGUACUAUUUAUUGAUAUUCUCAAGGUAGGUCUGAAAGACUUUUAAAGAUUAUUGACUUGAUAUAGUUGAAACUGCUCGGCAAAAAAGAGUUUAUUAAUAAUAUUUUGUUUGCAAAGUUCCUUUACAUACAUGCCCCCCAAUUCCUUUGUAUUUACACAUCUACCACCAAAACUGUAAUUUUUGCUUACAUGC
Molecule: messenger RNA, 1580 nt
Organism: Phalaenopsis equestris
Lineage: Eukaryota; Viridiplantae; Streptophyta; Magnoliopsida; Asparagales; Orchidaceae
Exons: 15
Coding region: 96-1301 (401 amino acids)
Source: RefSeq, a predicted model, not a curated record